This is a messenger RNA of Coffea eugenioides, 2270 nucleotides long. Its product is annotated as bifunctional riboflavin biosynthesis protein RIBA 1, chloroplastic-like. Gene Ontology annotation, molecular function: 3,4-dihydroxy-2-butanone-4-phosphate synthase activity; GTP cyclohydrolase II activity. The transcript has 7 exons. Gene Ontology annotation, cellular component: chloroplast. Lineage: Eukaryota; Viridiplantae; Streptophyta; Magnoliopsida; Gentianales; Rubiaceae. Gene Ontology annotation, biological process: riboflavin biosynthetic process. The coding region runs from base 226 to 1884 and encodes 552 amino acids. The record is from RefSeq and is a predicted model, not a curated record.
CGGGGAGGGCAGUUUUUUUCCCAUUAUUUCACCUGUUUCCUAGUCGUUUCUUCAUUCCUGUCGUCCUGAACAUUACUUAUAAAAUUUGGCCAUCUCCUCUGACCUCUUCCUCUCGGGUAAGCUGAAGAGGGGCCAAUAACCAAUUCUUUUUGCGCUAAAAGUUUGAGACCCCUUCUCAGAUUGAGCCUUUCUUGUGAGGUUUAAGAAGUUCGUCUUCAUUGAAAAAUGGCUUCUAUCAAUGUUUCUUGCCCUUCAACAACUCUGUCUCGCUCUCAAGCAUUAAAGAAUUUCAGAUUUUUCAAUGGACUACAUUGUGGAACUUUUUAUCCUCAAAGCGGUUGUCCUGAAGAAUCCAGCAGGCUGAAGGGUAGAGCAUGCCUCCAUAUCAAAGGGGAUGGUAGAAUUAAGUCUGUACUUGUAUCUGAUGAAGGAAAUCUCCUUUCUCAUACUAAUGGUGCUGAUACUGUGGUAAAGAAUUCCCCAAUCAGCGGCAUUGCUACUGGAAUUCAGAUACAGCCUGAUUCUGUACAAUUUGGAACUCUUGUGGCAGAUAUUGCUCCUAGCAGUACUGGAUUCCCAGUUGAUAAUGAUGAAUCUGAUUUGGAUCGGCCCACCGAAGGCUUCUCCUCCAUUUCAGAUGCCAUUCAAGACAUUCGUAAUGGAAAGAUAGUAUUGGUCGUAGAUGAUGAAGAUAGAGAAAAUGAAGGCGAUUUAAUAAUGGCAGCAUCAAAGGUUACACCAGAGGCAAUGGCCUUCUUUGUGAAGCAUGGGACUGGCAUUGUAUGUGUUAGUAUGAAAGAAGAAGACCUGGAAAGGUUGAAUAUUCCUUUGAUGGUGAACAGUAAGGAUAAUGAGGAGAAGCUUUGCACUGCCUUCACAGUUUCAGUGGAUGCAAAACAUGGAACAAGUACAGGGGUAUCAGCUCGUGAUAGAGCAACAACAGUUCUGGCUCUUGCUUCCAAAGAUUCAAAGCCUGAGGAUUUCAACCGCCCUGGUCAUAUAUUUCCAUUAAAAUACAGGGAGGGCGGUGUCCUGAAAAGAGCUGGGCACACAGAAGCUUCUGUAGAUCUCUCUGUGCUUGCGGGUUUAGAACCUGUUGGAGUUUUAUGUGAGGUUGUGGAUGAUGAUGGUUCCAUGGCUAGACUACCUAGACUUCGGCAAUUUGCCGAGGAGGAGAACAUAAAGAUUAUAUCUAUAGCUGAUUUGAUCAGAUAUAGGAGGAAAAGAGAUCAACUGGUGGAGCAUGCUUCUGCUGCAAAAAUACCUACCAUGUGGGGCCCUUUCACUGCCCACUGUUAUAGGUCUAUUUUAGAUGGGAUCGAGCAUAUUGCGAUGGUCAAGGGUGAGAUUGGGGAUGGGCAUGAUAUUCUUGUCAGAGUACAUUCAGAAUGCCUCACAGGAGACAUAUUUGGUUCAGCCAGAUGUGACUGUGGAAACCAGUUGGCACUUGCAAUGGAACAGAUUGAGGAAGCUGGUAGGGGUGUCCUGGUAUACCUCCGUGGUCAUGAGGGAAGAGGGAUUGGCUUGGGUCACAAGCUUCGUGCUUAUAAUCUACAAGAUGCUGGGCGUGACACAGUGGAAGCGAAUGAAGAGCUUGGAUUGCCGGUUGAUUCAAGAGAAUAUGGAAUCGGGGCUCAGAUACUGCGAGAUCUUGGAGUUCGAACCAUGAAGCUGAUGACAAACAACCCUGCAAAGUACAGUGGGCUCAAGGGCUAUGGUCUAGCGGUUGCUGGGCGCGUCCCUCUUCAAAGUUUCAUUACAAAAGAGAACAAGAGAUAUUUGGAAACUAAACGUGUCAAAUUGGGCCACAUAUAUGACUUCAGUUCAAAUGGUUUUCCGAACUUAAUUAGCAACAAGAAUGGUAAACCCAGCGCUGGGAGCUAAACAAAUGGAUCUGACUCGUAAGCUUCUCUGUUUCCAGCGGCAAAAUCAGCACUGGAUGAUUGCUAUUCAGGCAUGAUCAAGAGAUGAACUGACAGUUUUCAUGAUUUCAAUUCAGAUUGAAGUGACAAAAGGAUUGACAUACAGAUAAUUAUAUAACCUUAUUCUAGUCAUAGUCAUUAUGUGUUCUUUCAACUGUCAUGCAUUGCGUGUCAUUCUUUUUUCCUGAUUUAUGCAUUUUAGCUGCAAUUUGUGCAAUAGUUGUCUGAAAAUUGUUUACUUCGUGAAGCCUGUCUGAUGUAUAUAGGAAUACCAUUCUGAAAGAUCAUAAGAUGAUACAAUAUUGUUGAACUUCCUCUUUAAAGACUUGGGAGGUUCUUUUUCUGUGA